ACCAAAACGCAGACACAAUGACGGAGGCGGAGGCGUUGGAGAAGAAACAGCAGCAGCACAAGGCGAGCAACGGAAAUGUUCUUCCAGAGGCCCCCAGAGAAGACAUGUUUGAUCACACAUACAAAGAGAAAGAAGGCCCCAAACCUCCCUCGGUCAUCGUAUGGAGAAAUGUCUUUUUGAUGACUCUGUUGCAUAUAGGAGCCGCGUACGGAAUAUGCCUCGUCCCCUCAGCAUCUACUUUGACCUUGCUUUGGUCCGUACUUUGUUUUGUGUUAAGUGCUUUAGGAGUUACUGCAGGAGCUCAUCGCCUCUGGAGUCACAGAUCCUACAAGGCCUCAUUACCUCUAAAGAUCUUUCUUGGCGUUGCGAACUCAAUGGCAUUUCAGAAUGAUAUCUAUGAGUGGGCUCGAGACCACAGGGUUCACCACAAAUAUUCCGAGACGGAUGCUGACCCUCACAACGCCGUCCGGGGGUUCUUCUUCUCUCACAUUGGCUGGCUGAUGGUCCGCAAACACCCUGAUGUCCUCGAGAAGGGACGCAAGCUGGAAGUCCAUGACCUGUUGGCCGACAAAGUUGUAAUGUUUCAAAAGAAGUAUUACAAGGCUUCUGUGCUGCUCAUGUGCUUCUUCGUCCCCAUGAUUGUGCCUUGGUACCUGUGGGGGGAGUCUCUGUGGGUGGCCUACUUCGUCCCCGCUCUCCUGAGGUACACCUUGGUCCUGAAUGCCACCUGGCUGGUGAACAGCGCAGCUCACAUGUGGGGAAACAGGCCCUAUGAUCACCACAUCAACCCCAGGGAGAACAAGUUUGUUGCGUUCAGUGCCCUAGGAGAGGGAUUCCACAACUACCACCACACGUUCCCCUUUGACUAUGCAACCAGUGAGUUUGGCAUCAAAUGGAACAUUACCACUUGUUUCAUCGACACCAUGUGCUUCUUGGGCCUGGCCAAAGACCGCAAGAGGGUGUCCCACGAGGUGGUGGCGUCCCGGAUACAGCGCACCGGAGACGGAAGCCCCCGGAGUGGCUAGGAUCGUCGAGUCACGGUCAGCUUCGAAGGCAGAACAACCGAAAAGAAGAAGAAGCUUCACAGUCCUUUGACAGCUAUACAUUUCUCAUCCUUUGAGGAUAAUAGGUCAUCGUCAUGAGGGCCCUGACCACAUUUUGCUUGUUUUUGUGGUUUUUGUAGCUGUAACUUAACAAAUUGUUCAAGAUGGAUAAAAAAAAAAAAACACCUUUCGCUAAGCUCUUGGCCUUGGUUUCUAUUGUUCAGUCAGACCAAGGUCUUGCAAAGAUGUUUUAGAUUUGAAGUAGAUACAUUUUCAACUUCAUUCUCUGCUGUUUUCGCCACUUUGGUGUGCAUCCUUCAUUCAAGAUCAGUCAUGUAGCCAAUCAUUUUUAUGUAAGUAUUACUCAAAUAUUAAUCAAAAAUAGACAAGACGUGGAGCACUGAAAAUAUGGAGUUACAAUGUUUCAACCGAUAAGAUACUGAUUGGAGGCUGUUUUCUGUACUGCAGUGUACAGCCAGUUUUUACCAUUCUGAUAUACAGUUAGCUAACUUUUUGAGCGCUUUAAAGAUCUGGAAAAAAAGGGAUGAGAUUUUGAAUCGUAUUUGCUAAAAAGCAGCUUGCUUUAAUGAAAUAUGGCACAUGAUGGAAGAGUGAGGGAACCCAGACCUUCUUAUUAUAACUAUACUAACAGCAGAGUCAUGCAGUACGUAACCUGGUUUUCUGAUGCAGAAAACCAAACCAAAUAUGUGGAAAGUCAAAGAUUAAAACGUACUGUAUUUAGUCUGUACAGUAAUUGGAUCGAGAAAGACAAUAUAAGCGAGACAUUUAUCAUUAUAUUAAAACUGCCAUUGAAUCAUAACGGUAAAUGAUAAAUGUACUUAGAACCAUGCUAUGUUUAAGCAACUUUUUGUGUUUUUUUAAUGAAUAUAUCAUAGUGCCAAGAGCGUGCCAAUUGUCGACAUAUUUAUAACAAUCUCAACGGUCCAAUAGAGCACACCUGAGUCGAUAUUGCUUCUUCACUCAACAUCAUUGUGGAAGUUUUUUAACAUUGUGGCAUCAGUGGCUUUGCUUCCUCUUUUUAUCCAACACGCCCCCAUUUUGUCCAGAAACAUCUGCAGCAGCGAUCUCAUUGGUCGAUGUAGCAGCCAGUCAUGUGACAGUUCUGGUGUUACAAAACAACAUGCCACCCAUGCAUGAUGAUAUACUGUAGUAGGUGUUGUGGUAAAGAUGUUUUAUCGGUGACUGUAAUGGCAGAGCUUUGUCUAUUUUUGUAACGUACUGUAGAGCUGCAUCGCUUUUUGGAUCAUCAGAACUGUUGCCGUGGUGAUUUCUGAGAUGGGGUCUGGUUUCCCUUUGAUGUCCUACAAAGCUAAUUGUCAUUGCUAAAUUUCUGAUGCAUUGAUGUUAAUGCUCAUUUUCAAUUCUGGUGUGCGGAAUGCUUUUGUUACCUUUUUUAUUUAUGUAUUUAUUUAGUUAUUUUCCCCUUUAUUGGCUAAAUUUUGUUUCCAAAAUGUUCUAACUUGAACCUGUUUAAUGCACUCCAAGAUUUGGCAGAAAAAUAUAUCAAAUUUGAGCACCCAUUUAAUUUUUCCCUAAGAGUCAGGAAACAACCUAAUGCCUUAUGACUUGCAUCCAUUCCUGAUCUUCUUCACGUCCUGUCAGUGAAGACAAAAAGGCUCAAAACAAAUCUAACAGAGGUCCAUGUUUACAGGCUGAAGCCCCCGAUGGAACGUUGUUUUUAUUCUGAAAACACAUUUACGUUAGGCAAAGGGUAGAAUGACAACAUCAAAGUGCUGUAAACGCAAAUGGAGGUUUAUAUUAGAAGAUACAAUUUCUAACGCCCAGUGCAAAUGUUCAAUCAUUUGAUUUAACUUGCAACAAAUGGGCCCUGAUGUGCCAACUCGAUCCAACCCGUGACGGCAUCUCUGUAAACGGAGGUGCUCCUGUCAUGAGGGAUGUUAAAGCAUCAUCAGAGCACUUAACAAAACCCGACAAUAUCACAGCCAUGCCAACAACUCCUGCUGCCCAGAAGGUUCAAAAAGUUGUCAGUCUGAAUGAUAAUGUCAAAUCUCAACUGUAUUCUAUUCUGAAAUAAAAGUUCACGAUAUUUUCAAUACACGUAAUUCCAUUAA
Trematomus bernacchii (emerald rockcod) is the source of this 3136-nucleotide messenger RNA. RefSeq names its product stearoyl-CoA desaturase (delta-9-desaturase) (gene scd). Gene Ontology annotation, molecular function: iron ion binding; palmitoyl-CoA 9-desaturase activity; stearoyl-CoA 9-desaturase activity. Gene Ontology annotation, cellular component: endoplasmic reticulum membrane. The transcript has 5 exons. Gene Ontology annotation, biological process: unsaturated fatty acid biosynthetic process; response to fatty acid. NCBI's taxonomy places the organism in Eukaryota, Metazoa, Chordata, Actinopteri, Perciformes, Nototheniidae. The coding region runs from base 18 to 1025 and encodes 335 amino acids. The record is from RefSeq and is a predicted model, not a curated record.